Molecule: messenger RNA, 1345 nt
Organism: Triticum dicoccoides
Lineage: Eukaryota; Viridiplantae; Streptophyta; Magnoliopsida; Poales; Poaceae
Exons: 3
Coding region: 258-1259 (333 amino acids)
Source: RefSeq, a predicted model, not a curated record
ACCAACGUUUUCGCGACGCCAAAUUUCCGGCAGCUUCCUUCAGUUUUCGCGCUCACUAGUCGGUGAAACCGCCGUGGCGGCAGAUUCCUUCACCAUUUUUUUGGCGAGCCCGACAUUGACGGGGCGGACUGGGGCGUGAUCCAAAUCGGAGAAAAGAAGGAAGAAAAAAGACAUACCAGAUCGAUUGAGCGGCCGCAAUAGCAGCAGAGAGGAAACCCCAAGCAAGAAACCCUGAUUGGUCGAGCGGCGCGCCGCAGAUGGAGCUCAGCGACAGCGAGCUGGCGGGGGUGAAGAGCUUCAGAGAGUACAUCGAGUUGAUGGAGAAGAAGGAGGAGGAGAAGGAGGAGCAACUUCGUAAAGACUGGGAGAUUAAGGACAAGCGGACAUAUGGGGAGCAGGAGAUCGAGGAACACCGUGAAGGCAGCAGGUCCUUUUGUUCCUUACUUUCUCCUUCCCCCGUCGCGGCAGAUUCUCAAUAUGGUGUUCCCAGGAAAUCCUUGCAGAUCUUCUCCAUCAAAGUCACCGGCCUAAAAUAUGGUCUCAGCUGGCCACUGCAGGUUUAUGGCUCUGUUGCUUUCAGGAACUCGGUAGAACCUAAAGUAAAUUAUCUCUUCAGAUGCACCAAGGAUAACUGCCAAACCCUCACUCAGAAGGAUCCAUUUUUGCGCUUAACAGGCCCGUCUCGUGCCAUUUGGUUACUUGACAUGGUUUUCAUUGAUGUUCAGUUAAAGGUAAAGUGCAAAAAAGAGUCUGAAGAUGAAGUGCUGACUUACAAAUUUUCGGAUUUCCAUCAACUUUUUCCUUUUGAUCCUUCUAAACAUGUGAUACGAAGACCUAUUCCCUGCAAGCGCUGCACGCUUGAGCUUGAUUUGGCAAUGCUGCCUUCGUCAGUUGAGGCCACUGUGGGUGUCCGAGUUGUCUAUGGGUCAUGGCCUGAUCAGUGUGCGGGGCUGGUUGCUUGCAAUACCGAGAGUGUAAAAGGAGGGCAAGUGGUGCUGCUUGAUUUUCAAGAUGGAAAACUGCCUACCAAGUCUGAUGGUGUGGUUGAGCUUGUGAGGCGUGUUGUCUCUGUAGAUUACCCAGAGGGGAAACUGAUUGUUUCCGUGGAGGCCUCUCGGGAUGGGUUUUCUGCACAAUGUACAGUCGAAUUUGAGAUGCAAGCGUCAGGAAGAAGUACUGACAUGUGUGACCUUAUUUUCUGCAAGAUGGAGGUUACAGUUUGUUGGUCUACUCUUCUUCUGCAAAAUAUCCUUGAUUAACCAGCUGUUGAACAAUUCAUUUAUGUAUUGUGAAAGUUGUGGUACACUCUACAUGCCUAUCCUAGUUGAUUAAUUGUGUUCGCUGA